Messenger RNA from Hermetia illucens (black soldier fly), 3214 nucleotides. Its product is annotated as transmembrane protein 198. Lineage: Eukaryota; Metazoa; Arthropoda; Insecta; Diptera; Stratiomyidae. The record is from RefSeq and is a predicted model, not a curated record. The transcript is spliced from 6 exons. Gene Ontology annotation, cellular component: plasma membrane. The coding region runs from base 1461 to 2531 and encodes 356 amino acids.
UCGUUGUGGGACAUAACAUGGUAUAAGCACGAAGCUGGCGGUCCGGUACGUAUCGCGCAUCUACCGGAGUUCAGUGAAGGUCGUCAUCAGUCGAUAGAAGCAAUGAUAUCGUUCUGUUCUUAGUGGACGGGUGGUGGUGAUAGUUAGCAAAAGUGAGUUUCCAUCGGAUCCAAACCCAGCAGAACAUAGUUUUCUUUUUCGGGCGUUUUAUCAUGUUUUCCGACCUGCCGUGCUUCCGGUCAUUACUGCGUGUUUUUCACCGAAACCGAACUUAGUGACAGAAUAAUAAUGAUAUAGGGGAGCGCAGUCCAUGCGCGAAUCUCACGACCUACAGACAAUAGGGAAUUCCUUUGUGUGAAAGUAUGGCCGGGAAAGUGUUGCAGUGAAAUGCACUCGUGAAUCCUUUUUAAACUCGACUUGGCUUUAUUCCGUCGCUAGUACACUUACACAUAUUCCUCAAUGCGUCCUAAUAGAACGAGUGCACUCCAGAGCUCAUAAGCCGUGAAGUACGUGGAUAUCUAGACUCUUGCCCAACAUCACCUUUUAAAGUUUCAUCAACUCAUUCUGUUGUACUUACUUUCAAUUGGAUAAUUAUAGCCUUCGUAACCAAAAUAAAGAUGCCACUUGAGGCGCGAGCACUAACAGCGAAAUAAUAACACGUUGGUGGGAAGCAUGAAUUUAGAAUCCAUCGUGUAUGACUACUGAACAUAUGUACAUUCAUAUGGACAUACAUAUGUGCGAUAACAAUAAAGAGACGGGAAUGGGAGCAGUGCGGCUAAGGCGUGUGCUUCAGGAGACCCAUGUGCUGCAGACUUUCAAUUCCGUUUCAUGCCGCAACUGACGAGUUCAAGUGAAAACAAAUUUACUUUAAGAAGUUAUCAUUGAAUCCUGAUCCUCUCACCUGAAAAGUUGUAUGUUCCACUGGAGCAUAGGAAAAGUUCUAGUCGAGUUUUCACUCCAUCUGUAGCCGCAUUACGUAAAAACAUAGGACACUUUGCCAGAACCUACAUACCUCCUAUGUGUAUAGUACCUACUGUUGGCAUCGAGGAGAAAUUCUAUAAAUUUGUUCGACGUCAUCUCGGUGGAAAGAUAGUGAGCGCAUUAUAAUGUUCAUAUACGCGUCGGAAGAUGUGCAGAUAACCAGCGUGUAACGGAUUACCUAGUAAUAAUUCGCGAGUGGUUAACAUACCGAGUACAGGGCAACGAUGAAGAACAACAAUUCGCGACAAUACUCUGUAAUUUGAAGCUUAAUUACUUUCAUUGAAAUGUUUACGCAUUAGUGAUUGGUGAGCACACUUGAAGUGAAAAUAUGACCAACAUGUGUUGAUGUUUUCGUCUCGUUUGGAAUAGGCAUCGUACUGAACGGUCAGAGAAACGCCUAUACGCAGUGAUAACUGUGCAAUGAUUGUUGAUCCAGAGUCUGUGAAUUGUAUAUAGUGGUUGUCCAACAUACACCCAUAAUGCAUUUCCGAGAGGAAGAUAAUGAUCGAUCAAAAAAUGUUAUUCAAGAUACGAAAGUUGGACAGACUCUAGUGUGGCCUUUCCUUUUGCAGGGCGCAAUGGAAAACCCAUCAUGUCCAUCGACCCCUCCGGAAACGAUAUCAGCCCUAUUAUGGACAACUGUUGCUGUAUUUGGAAUUGUUUACGCCUUAUUAGGUUAUCGUUGCCUUCGCGCUAUUGGAUUUCUGAGUGGUUUAGCGGCUGGAGCUGGUUGUAUAUUUCUUCUGCAAAAACAUGAAAUAACUUUAUUCGUUAGUCCAGCUUACUCAGCUUUGGCAGUAAUUGCUGGACUCCUUGGUGCCGUUGUCGGCUCUGCUCAUCCGGUAGCUUCUGCACUAGUUAGUGCUUUUGCAGGAGCUAUAACAGCUGCCAUAGCAAUGACAAUAUGUGUUGCCACAAUGCCAAAUAAUGAAUUUGGGCACCGCGAGGUACUAGUGGCUGUAGCUGGCGGAGCAGUUAUUUUUGCUGUGCUCACAUUGUGCUGUGUAAAAUAUGUUACAAUCUUUGCGUCAAGUAUAGUUGGCACCGCGAUGAUAAUUGCGUCGAUAGAUUUCUUCAUGCACGGAUUGGACACUAUAAAUUGGCUAUUUUCGAUGAAACCUGAUCCGCCACCACCACCAUGUUGGGGUGGAGUUCUAAUUUGUGCUUGGCCUGUAGCGGCGAUUGUUAGCGUAAUGGUUCAGUGCUUCAUAACUGGAUGGCGCAUCGACCAUCGAAAGCCAGUUCUUCACCGUCGCAGGGGCAAUCGUGCACGCGCUAAUUCAAGGCCUCGUACCAGUAGAGAGGAAGCUAGACAACGAAAAUAUAGAUAUUUGUACCAAGUCAGGACAGCUAGGGGAGACAUUAUAUCACAAAACUACGUGUCUGCCCUGCAAAAACGCAUUCAACCAGGAACAAAUACUCCAUCCGAACAUUCAACAAAGACAAGCUCGAAUGAGCGCAACACAAUGCGCAGCGAUCGCACACAUUUGACAAACAUUCCGGAUUCUGAACUUGGUGAUAAGGUUGAAAUUAUAAAUGAGCGUGGAUGACCAAAAUCAUAAACUGCUGCUCUGAAAUUAUUAUUUUUUUACUUGUUUUAACAUGUGAAGUUGAAUAAACGAUUUACAAGUAGAAAUUAUUGCAAUUAGAUGUAGAGGAAGCUAAACCAAAAACCAUUUACUAUGAUAACAAUGAUGCUGUUUUAUAAUGCACAAAACAGGAGUAAUGCAAUUUGCUAGCAAAAGGAAAAUACCCUCUUAGCCUAGAUUUGAUAGCCUUGAAAGAGAUAUAUGUAUGCAUCAGUGCAUCUCGAGCAAACACAUAAAUUUUAAGUAGGAAACUCAUUUUAUGUUAGUGUAUAGUUACUCACGGACUUAUAAUUAGAUAGAAGUAUACAAUGUAUACUGAACGGAUCAAUUCAACACAGAACGUGUUCAUUUUGUUCAGGUGAUUUUCCAAAUAUUUGUAUGUUCCUUUUGUGUGAUUUUAUCUGCAAAACAAUAGAACGCUGAGAAACAGCACUUUUUCAGACUAAAUGUUUUUAGAUAUUUUAAAUAAGAUUGUUUGUAAAUUUAUAGCGUUGGUUCCACUGAAAAUUCUCAUAUCUCCGAAUAGUACAAAUUCUAGGCGAAGUGGUGCUAAACAAACCAUUCUACAUGAAAAUCGAAAUUCAAAAGCAAUUAUGUGAUUAAUAAUACGGUAAAUAUAUUUUUGUAUAAUGAUAGCAUUGAAA